Synchiropus splendidus (mandarinfish) is the source of this 3972-nucleotide messenger RNA. RefSeq names its product zinc finger CCCH-type containing 18 (gene zc3h18). The transcript has 20 exons. The record is from RefSeq and is a predicted model, not a curated record. NCBI's taxonomy places the organism in Eukaryota, Metazoa, Chordata, Actinopteri, Syngnathiformes, Callionymidae. The coding region runs from base 211 to 3669 and encodes 1152 amino acids. Gene Ontology annotation, molecular function: metal ion binding.
CUCGCGCUCCCCCCGGGCCAGUGUUGAUGACGCCGGGUUAUGGCCGCUCUGCGCGCCGUGUGGGAUCCUUCAUUUCUACACUGAGGGCGCCGAAUCGACUGUUGAUACCCCGUGUGUGGCGUGUACACUGCUCACUGACGGCGGGAGAGAAGGGUGCCGGGUGCGCAGUAGCCUCUUUGCGGAGCUCCGGGACAGCAAGCAAAAUCUCUCAUGGAGACGCCCGAAAGCCCGUCUCAGUCUCCCCAGUCUCCUGAGGAGGCAGAGAAAGGCUUUUCUGAGGCUGAGCUCCUGGAUUCUCCCGAGGACCGGGGUGUCUCAGAUGAGGAGAACAGAAGUGCACCGGAGGAGGAAGAUGAGGCAGUGGACACCAUAAAUGAUAAUGGAUUUGAGGAGGAUGAAGCUGACGAGGUGGUACCAGACUUUGUCUCCGAAGCAGAGGACGAAGGGCUAGCAGGAGAAACUGGAGAGAUGGAGCAGGAGGAUGAGGACAUCUUGUUGAUGGAGGGAGAUGAUGAAGGUGCCAAGUCAGAUGAGGGAGAGGAGGAUGGACCUCUCAACACUCUAAAAUCUCCCUCAGAAUCAGCGCUGGGCCCAGAGGGCAUUGGUGAAGAGGAUGGAGAAGCAAGGAUUGAAAGCCACCGUAGAAGUGUGUCAAUCCCAGAAGCCCACGAUGAAGGAGACGAUGAAGAAGGGGAGGACGAGGAGGGGAAGAAAGCACAGGACGAAGAGGAUGAAGACCACAUGACAGAGCAGCGGAGGAGAGCAGUGGCUGUCAGAGAGAUGAAGGACGACCCGACAUCAGUCUCUCGGGAGCUUGACGAGCACGAGCUGGACUACGAUGAGGAAGUUCCAGAGGAACCUAACAUCCCCACUCUGGAGGAGGAGGAGGAUGAAGAUGAUACCAAAGUCGAAGAUGACGAUGAGAACGAGGAGAGAAGUGUGAAGAGAGACAAGAAACCAAUCCUUCCUCCGUCACCCUCAGAGGGAGAUUCCAGGAAGCUGGACGACCCCAAAGGUCAUGAAAGGUCACGGAGAGAUUCCUUCCGAGAUAAGAAGAAAGAUGACGACGAUGGAGAGAUUGACGAAGGGGAGAUUGAUGACGACGACCUGGAGGAAGGCGAAGUGAAAGAUCCGUCUGACAGAAAAAUCCGACCUCGGCCAAUCUGCAGGUUCUUCAUCAAAGGAAACUGCACCUGGGGAAUGAACUGCCGCUUCAUCCACCCUGGAGUCAACGACAAGGGGAACUACUCCCUCAUCAGUAAGCCAGACGUCUUCUCUCCGAACGGAGCGCCCCCUGGGGCGCCGCCCCCGCUCCUGCCCAACAACCCUUGGGUGGGGCCUGCUGUAGAGGAGCUCCCCCCGCCGCCGCCUCCCCCCGUGGAGCCUCCUGUGGAGAGCGCCUGGGAGCGCGGCCUGCGACACGCCAAAGAGGUCCUGAAGAAGGCCACCAUCCGGAAAGAGCAGGAGCCGGACUUUGAGGAGAAGCGCUUCAACGUGACCAUCGGGGAGGACGAUCGGGAAUUUGACAAAGAGAACGAAUUCUUCAGAGAACGCAGCUACCGCAUCAUCAGAGAUGAGAUGGACCUCAGAGACCCCGUCUACGGUGACCCCUACGCUGACCCCUACUACGACUAUGAAAUGGAGACGCUGUGGCGAGGUGGCCAGUACGAGAACUUCCGAGUGCAGUACACUGAAGCUCCUCUGCCCUACCACUACAGCGACCGAGAGCGUGACCCCAGAGAGCCACACCGGGACCGCGAGAGGGAGCGGGACAACCGCGAGAGGGAGCGGCGGCAGAGGGAGCGGGAACGGGAGCGUGAGCGCGAGAAGGAGAGAGUGCGGAGGAAAGAAGAGUGGGACAGAGAGCGGCUGAAGCGUGAUGACAAGGAGAGGCCCAGGAUGAGACCGCCACGAGAGCUCCGGGACAAGAAGGAGGAGGACAAGCUCAAGCCUCACUCUCCGCUCACCAUGCCACCAAACAGGCCGCUGGAGCCGCUCAUGAAGAAAGAUGUCCUGCCGGUGAUGAGGCGGCCCGACGAAUGGAAGGAUCCGUGGCGUCGGUCAAAGUCUCCACGGAGAAGACCUGGACUGGGCUCCCCCCUCAGAGGCCGCAGGAGACAUCGGCCAUCUGGUUCCUCCAUCUCUCCGUCCAACUCUUCCAGGUCUUCCUCCCGGUCCUCAUCCUACACCGGCUCCGGUUCGUCUCGGUCCAGCAGCCGCUCGUCCUCCUUCAGCUCCUACUCCAGUCACUCGUCGCAGCACAGCUCCUUCAGCGGCAGCCGCUCCAGGUCCAGAUCUUUCUCCACCUCUCCAUCACCCAGUCCUGCAGCCCCGAGGAACAACAAGAACAAAGCAGAGCCUGCUGCUGCUGCUGCUGCAGCAGCCAGAGGGUGGAAGACUGGAGCCAGUUUAACUCUGGCCUUCUCACCCUCUGGAAGGAUGCCAGCGAAGCCCGGCGCUGUGAACCCCCCUCGCAGAGAGAAGCCUCCCAUGAAGAAGCCCCCAACUUCUCCUCCGCCCGGAGCCCCUCCGGGUCGACCUCCCAAACCUCCACUGGAGGCAGCCAAGCUGCCGGCUAAUCCUCGGGAGAGAGAAGGCGCGGGGAGCGGCGGGCCGGCGAGGCCCCCGCCUGCCCGAGAACCUGGGAAGCCUGCGGUCCAGAGGGAAGGAAGGAAGAAGGAGCCGCAGCAGCAUCCGCCUCGAAGGCGCGCCAUGAGCGGCAGUGUGAGCGGCAGCAGCUACUCGGGAUCCAGCUCCAGGUCCAGGUCCUCCUCCAACUCCGUCUCCCCCUCACGCUCGGGUUCCAGGAAGUCCAGGAAGUCCAGGUCUCUGAGCGUCAGCAGCGUCUCCUCCGUGUCCUCGGCCUCGUCCAGCGGCAGCUCGGUGCGCAGCGCCGACUCGGACGACAUGUACGCCGACCUGGCCAGUCCCGUGUCCUCGGCCAGCUCCCGCUCCCCGAGCCCCAGCCGGCCCCACAGAGACCGGGCCGGAGCCCCGCGGGAGAGAGCGGCCCCGGGCCCAGGCCCAGGCCGGGAGAGGGCCAGAGCAGAGCGGCCGCCCCGGAAAGAGGACGCCUUCAGGGAGGAGCGGCGGAAGACGGAGCCGUCGGGUCCUUCGGCCCGCGGAGGACACCUGCGGCCGGGAGCCAGCGGCAGGGGGGGCCACCCCCCGCACCCGCCCGCAGGCAGCAUGCCGCCCCCCGGUGCGCACGCCGCCGCCGCCGCCUCACAUAAAGACAUCAAGCUCACCCUUCUGAACAAGCAGGCGGACAAGAGGAAGAGGUACCUUCCCUCGGACAAGGAGCGGCCUGGCUCUCCACCCAGCAAGAGGAUGGUCAUGUCCCCGGACCGAGGUCGAGACAAGAGGCCGCCGGGUCGACCCCCGAUGGAGCGAGCCCGAGGCCAGGGGCCGCGGCCGGCGGCCCCGCAGGCAGACAGGAAGCGACCCGUCUCGCCGCCGGCCAAGUCGUCCGCCAAAGGUCCGGCCGCCGCCGCGCCGCUCAAACCGUCGGCCGCAGGUCCGGCCGCCGCCGCUGCCGCCGCCGCCGCUGCCGUCGCCGGGAGCAACAAACCCAGCAACACUUUGUCUCGCCGCGAGGAGCUGCUGAAGCAGCUGAAGGCCGUGGAGGACGCCAUCGCCCGCAAGAGAGCCAAGAUUCCCGCUAAAUGAGCGGGCGGCGCGCAUGCAGAGAGACUGCUGGUGUUGAAUCAAAGUGAAGCAGCGCUGUGACGGCCGGAGGCCCCCCUCACGUUUCUCUCGUUUCUGUUCGGACCGCUGAUCCAGUGGACCGGUUCUUGGUGGACCUGGUUCCGGCACCGCCGCCGCAGCCGCGUGCGAACGUUCCGCUUCUCCGAUCUUAGUUUUUACUUUCUUUCUCGCUCUCCUCAAGUUGGUGUCACGAUUGUAGCCGGAACAGCACCGCCCCCGGGCCGUGUCUCAUGCUUUUGUGACGGAAGACUCUAAAUAAACUAU